UUUUAGGGCAAUUGUCAAUAAUAGCACCUUUUGAAGUUUUCCUCCCAAACUAGCACUCAGGAUCAGAAGUCACAAAAAUAGGUUUCAUUAAAGGGGUAAUUUACCUUUAUACCCUUUGUUAUAAGAAUAGAAAAAAAAAAAACAUUUCAUUUCAUUCGAUCGCGAAUCGUGUCGUCUCCCCUCGGGAAUCUUCAAACCCUCACCGGCACUGUCGUCUCCGACUCGGGAAUCGUCGUCUCCGGCUCGGGAAUCAUCUUCUCCGACUCGGGAAUCGUCGUCUCCGGCUCGGGAAUCAUCUUCUCCGACUCGGGAAUCGAAGUCUCCGGCUCGGGAAUCAUCUUCUCCGGCUCGCUAAUCGUCUUCUCCGGCUCGCUAAUCAUCUUCUCCGGCUCGAUAAUCAUCUUCUCCGGCUAUCUAAUCAUCAGCGUCACACUCUCUACUUUCGAAAUCGGUAACUUUUUAAAAUUAGGGUUUUUGAAUUAAAAUUUGGGAAGCUUGCGUUUUGAUUUUGAUUUGUGUGUUACUCGUUCUUAUUAACAAGCGAAGCAAAUGAAGACUUUUGUGUUGUUUUGUAUUUGUAUUGUUUCAGGAAACCCUUCCUGAAAAUUGAAUUUUUUUUUUUCUUGUCUACGCAGGAUAGAAACAAGAUGGGAGAUUCAGUACCUCUAAAACUAGCACUGCCAGGGCUGAAGUAUCCUAUUGGUUCACAGCCAAAGGAAAAGUCAGCAAUCAACCAAUACUCUGGUUCAGAUUAUAUCUCUAUUGUCAAAAGCAUCCUAAAACCAGAUGAGAUGAUAAGAGUCCGAGGAUCAUUUCUGGGACCUGUAAUGAAGCUCAGUGAGAGAGGAUUGAAGUUAUCAGCAAAGAUAGUCUACGCCAUUCUCACUAGAAGCAUCGUUUCUGUCAAGGAGAAUGAAGCCUGGUUCCAUUUCGGUGCGCAGCCAAUGAGGUUCUCUAUAAGAGAAUUUCAUAUGAUGACAGGCUUGAAAUGUAGUGGUGCAUUAGAAGGACCACGAAGGGAAACCGAGAGAUUUAAUUGGGAAUUGCUAAAGGGGCGUAGUCAUAAGUUAAGUGACGUGGUGGACCAGCUCAGAAACACAAGAGAAGAUGCUUCUGAGGAGAGAAUAUGCCUCGCAAUGCUCAUCCUGGUAGAGAGCAUAUUAUUGCGGAAGAGCAAAGGAGGGAGUUUUCCUUUGGAAUAUGCGAAAAAUGCACAGGAUAUGACAUAUCCAUGGGGAAAAGAGGCUUACAUUGUGCUCCUGAAGUCAAUUCAAAACGCUGUCGCGAAUCAUUUGGAGAAUAAAUCCAAAUUUGAGUUGCAAGGUUAUCCUCUAGUAUUCCUUCUUUGGAUACUAGAGUCGAUUCCUUUGCUAAGGGAUAAGUUCAGUAAGUGUGUACCAACAGUUGAGGUUCCUGGGCCGACUUACUUGUGUGAAAAAUACACUGAGGUAGAGAAUCCAUCACUUGAUAGGGUUUUACAGGUUGAAGCUGAUACAAAGCUGAAGGUCCAUUGCAUACUACCUUCUAUUCCUCAUGAUCCAGAAGAUGAUAUCUCCAUUGAAGACAAAUAUAGUGACGAGUUGGAAACAGUGAAAGAUGUAACAAAGAAAGGGUACAAGAUUACAGCCGAUGACUGGGAAAAUAGGUGUGUAGACACAUUUGACACAUUGGAUGCUCUUAUUCAAAUGAUGGCAAAUAAGGAGACUGGCCAAGCUUCUACUCCGAUUGAUGAGGAUUCAGUAAAUGAAAAAGUGAACAGGAUCAUCACGGUAAUGGAGGAGAAUCUGAAGAGCAUGAAGGAUCGAAUGUCAUUACUGGAAGAAGAAAACAUACAUCUUAGAGCUCGUGUGUCAGAGUUGGAAGGAAACAGCAAUGUUUUUCCCACUAACGUGACACAAAAGCAAUCCAGUGGGACACCUUUAUCUCCAAUGUCUCACACGCAACCAUCGAGUGAGACACCUUUAUCUCCAAUGUCUCAACAGCCUAAUUUGACAAAUGAGGUAUGUAACCAAUAAAAUAUUGUUGAGUUU
Messenger RNA from Brassica rapa (field mustard), 2030 nucleotides. RefSeq lists its product as uncharacterized. Lineage: Eukaryota; Viridiplantae; Streptophyta; Magnoliopsida; Brassicales; Brassicaceae. The record is from RefSeq and is a predicted model, not a curated record.